Diorhabda sublineata is the source of this 561-nucleotide messenger RNA. RefSeq lists its product as uncharacterized. The transcript has a single exon. Bases 1 to 561 code for a protein of 186 amino acids. Lineage: Eukaryota; Metazoa; Arthropoda; Insecta; Coleoptera; Chrysomelidae. The record is from RefSeq and is a predicted model, not a curated record.
AUGAAUAAGAGAGAAGUACCUCCAGAAUUUUUGUCUAGUAAAAAUCGAGAGGUCUUUAGUAGUCUUUUUGGAUUCAAAAAAGAUUACUCAUUGGUCUCUUAUGUUCUAAAAAAAGAAAAGUGCGUUAUUUUAGUAUCCUCCUUACACAACGAUAAUGAAAUAGAUCCUGAGACAUAUGAUCAGAAAAAACCCACCAUGAUAACAUUUUAUAAUAACACAAAAGGAGGAGUAGAUACAACUGAUAAAUUGUGUGCCAGUUAUAAUGUAUCAAGAAAUAUUCGUCGUUGGCCGAUGGUAGUGUUUUGCGCUAUUCUAAAUAUGAGUGUAAUUAAUGCGAGAUUGAUUCACAUUGGGAACGAUCAAGCAGUCACUAGAAGAAAAGUCUUUUUGAAAAAAUUAGUAGACGAAUUAGUACUUCCGCAGUUAUACAGGCGAAGUCAGAAUACUGUAGGUAUGCCCCUCGACCUGCAACGAAAAUUGCAGCCAUACCGACAAGACGAACGAAACCUUGCCAAUGAAGAAGGUCAAGAAGCUACAGGUGCGAAAAGAAAACGAAGCUAG